ACUCCUGGCGUGCGGACGUGAAAGUGCCGUGAUUUCUACGUUGAUUUCUGUCGCGUCUUUCGCUUCUUGUGUUUUGUGUAUUUUCGCCAUUUGCCCACUUAUUCUUUGCGCCUAUACUGCCCGCUACUUUAGUUUCCUUUCGGAAAAACAAAAAGAAAAUCGUGGCGAGCAAACAAGUCAACUAAAAUAUCCCAUUCAUCUUGUUCUGCCAACUUAUUUCUAAUUGUGAAGCAACCUUGAAUUUCCAACUCGCGCUGGAAAUUGCUAAACAAAAACAGCGCGCAAAAUCUAUUGUUUACUGCAAUGUGACUUUGCAAUGUGACUUUCCAAGUGUGAUCGCAGCUUUUUUGACGUUUUGUUUGGCCAAGAGGACACUUUCAAAUAUCGGUUACUAACGGUAUUCAAUAAACGCGCUUAAUAAGUGCAAUAGAGGAUUACGGAUUUGGGAUUACACUGAUCAGGAAAAGAAAAUCUUCUGAAAUGGGCACCAUCGAGAAACGCUCAUUCUCCUUCCGGCUGCGUCGAUCCUUCGGCGACGGUGGGAGCACCAACAGCCGCAACAGCAACAACAACAGCAGCACCUGUACCAACCACAACAACCAGAAACGAUGCAGCACUCCGCUGACGCCGACAAGCACCAGCACGGGGCGACUGGAGGUGCCUGGAGCGGCCAGCGUAAGCCGCCGGAGCAGCAUCUACAAGAAGCCGGACAAGAACGACGGGGGGCAGAUCCAUCUCAUUCCGGACGUGGAGCUGCCGCUUAUGACCUUCGCCGACCAGUACAACAUCGAGAAGACGCUGGCCGAGGGCUGCUUCGCCAAGAUACUGCUGUGCCGGCACAGACCCACCAAUACGCUGGUGGUGCUGAAGGCGGUGCACGCUGAGCUGACCACGAUCAAAGAGUUCCAGAAGGAGUUCCACUAUAACUACGAGCUGUCGCAUCACCAUCACAUACUGAGCGCUUAUGCGGUGGCCUUCCAGACAAUGGACUACUACGUGUUCGCCAUGGAGCACGCCCCCUACGGCGAUCUAGCCUCCAACAUCGGACCCAACGGCCUGCACGAGAACGCCUGCAAACUGAUCUCGGAGCAGCUGAGCUCCGCCCUCGGCUUCAUGCACUCCAAGAGCCUGGUGCAUCGCGACCUGAAGAUCGAGAAUAUCCUGGUCUUCACGCCGGACUUUACGCGCGUGAAGCUGUGCGACUUCGGGGCCACCACGAAGAAGGGUCUGCUGGUGCACAAGGUGAAGCACACGUGGACCAGCUGCGUGCCGCCGGAGCAGCUGGAGCUGAUCAAGAACGAGCGCUUCCAGUGCCUGCCCGUCAGCGAUUCCUGGCAGUUCGGCAUCCUGCUGUACAACAUCCUCACCGGCAAUCCUCCCUGGCAGUCCGCCGAUUGGGUGAAGGACCAGUCCUAUGCUAACUUCAUGAAGUACGAGCAGCGCAAGACCACCAAGGUGCCGGACAAUUUCCGGCGCUUCUCGCCGCGGCUGAUGCGGUGCUUUCGAAAGUAUCUGAGCCACGAUCCCGAGGACCGCUGCAAGAUCACCGAGGUGGCCAAGUACAUGAAGGACCGCUGGGUGGAGUGCCGCAUCUCCACCUCCAAGUCGGCCACCCUCAUCUCGCCCACCAAUCACGACCAGGACUCCUGCAUCUACCUCAAUCAGCGGGAGGGUCGUCUCUCCGGGGAUGAGAACAAGCUGCGCUUCAAGCGGAUGAUGUCCACCUACGGUCUGGACAUACCCAUCGACCAGGCGAUGGUGCGGCGGCGGGUAUGGGACUGGCUCUCCACCUGCGACGCCAACUUUGAUCCGGACGUGGAGAGUCUGCACGCACUUGACCUGUUGCAGUAGAGUAAGAUAAAUCUUCAGCUAGGAAAUCCCCCCGAGAAACCGGAAAACAUAAAUAUCCUUAGAAACAUGAACGGAAAACUGAAACUGAACGGAAACGGUUUGAAUUUGUGGAUCUAUAAGAUCGUUUUUGUAGAGCAGAGAAGUCACUUCUCGACGGUUUUUUCUGUUGUUCUGCGAGUGCAAAAUGCCAGAACUGAAAUUAAGUAUAACUUUAUAUAGAUGAAUUUUGGUAAAACUAAGUAGUAAGAAUUUAUAGUAGUAAGAAUUCUAGUCUUCCGCUCGAUGAUUUUCGUAAUACUCUCUAUGUGUGUGUGUAUGAAUGUAGUUUUUUAAGUGUACUAUAAUGUGUGAUUUACGCGUUACUUACUUUAUGUGUCGGGAUUCAAACUACUGCAAUUAUCUAGAAAUAUACCUUAAAGAUAUGUAAGGAGUGCCCUUUGGCGCAUUCACGACCAAUUAUAAGGCGGCUAAGGUUUGUUUUAUAUCUGUCAUAGACUAUAUGUGUAUUUAUGUAGUUAUCCUUAUAAUGAUCCCACACUGAAACGAUUUUGUACAUACUAUUUAGUUGCAUACGACUGUCAAAUGAUACUUAUAUGUCUCUUUACCAGUUAAUACCCUAUGUAUACCUAUAAAAUGCUAAAAAUAUAUAGUGCCAUAAACUGAGUUUAUUUAAAAAA
Molecule: messenger RNA, 2528 nt
Organism: Drosophila sechellia
Lineage: Eukaryota; Metazoa; Arthropoda; Insecta; Diptera; Drosophilidae
Gene: meng
Product: serine/threonine-protein kinase meng-po
Exons: 2
Coding region: 481-1851 (456 amino acids)
Biological process (GO): protein phosphorylation
Molecular function (GO): ATP binding; protein serine/threonine kinase activity
Source: RefSeq, a predicted model, not a curated record